AUGAAACUCACGCAACAGAACAUGCUGGUGCCGCAGCAGCCGCUGCCUCAGCAGCCGCUGCAGCAGCAGCCACUGCAGCAGCAGCAGCCCCUGCAGCAGCAGCCACUGCAGCAGCAGCAGCCUCUGCAGCAGCAGGCACUGCAGCAGCAGCAGCCACUGCAGCAGCAGCAGCCUCUGCAGCAGCAGCCGCUGCAGCAGCAGCAGCAGCCCACGCAACACUGGCCCGAAAACCCAGAGGCCCCCCCAAUGCAGCAGCAGCUGCAGCAGCAGCUACAGCAGCUGCCUGUUCAGCCGCAGCAGAUGAACGGGGGUCAGCUGACGUAUCCUUUGCAGGGACAAAUGAGAGAUCUGGCGCAGCUCACGGCAACACCAGCAGCAACUGCAGCAGCAGCUGCUGCUGCUGCCGCUGCUGCUGCUGCUGCCCCCCCACCGCUUGCUCCGAACCCUACACAGCAGCUGCUUGCCCAGCAGCAGCAACAGCAGCAUCAGCUUUUUGCGCAGCGUGGUUUGCUGCAGCAUUUGCAGCAGCAGCAGCUGCAGAAGCAGCAACUGCAGCCGCAGCUGCCGGUGGGUAUGAUGAAGGCGCCGCAGUUGAUGCAACAGCAGCAGCAUGUGCGGCAGCAGCGUUUACAGCUUCAGCAGCUGCAGCAGCUGCAGCAGCAGCAGCUGCAGCAGCAGCAGCUGCAGCUGCUGCGCACCCCCGAAUCUCCUGGGUUAUACAGCGCCUUCUGCCGUCUGCUGCAUCAGCUGUCGCUGCACCGGCUGUCGCUGCGCGACGCCCGGGUGCGGGUGCUGCUGGUUGUGCUGCGUUGGCUGCAGCAGCAGCAGCAGCAGCAGGCCGACCCAUCACGUCUGUUCAAGGGGGAUCAGCUCGAUCGCCUCGUGCGGCAGACACGGGCCUACAUGCGUUUGCUGCUGCAGCAGCAGCCGCUGAAGGAGGAGGAGCUGCUGCAGCUGGGGAUAUCUCCUGCCCUUGGCUUUAAACCCAAUCAUGAAUUUAUUGCUGCUGUUGCUGCAGCAGCAGAAGGAGCAGCAGGCUACAAACCCCCCGCACCCAAGGAGCAGCAGCAGCAGCAGAGACCUAGGAGCCACCAGCUGUUCGUUCAGCUGUAUGAGGAGCAGCUGCAGCAGCAGCAGCAGCAGGCUGUCGAGGCUCUGGAGCAGCAGGCGCAAAAGUAUGAAGAGCUGGCACGUCUGCGGAUGGAGAGGGAGGAGCAGCAGCAGCAAGAAGAGCAGCAGCAGCAAGAGGAACUGCAGCAGCAAGACGAACUGCAGCAGCAAGAGGAAAAACACCAGCACCUGCAGCAGGAGGAACAGUCAGAGCAGCAGCAACAGCAGCAGCAGGAGUCAAUGCAUGUCGACACUGCUGCAGACGCCGCUCCUAGCACACCAGAGCAGCAGCAAGAGCAACAGCAGCAGCAGCAGCAGCAGCAACAGCAGCAGCAGCCUGACCCUGCAGUCUGCACAGAUGACAAUGGUGCCAAGAGGGAAGACGGCUCUGCUGCCGCUGGCGAUCCACGCAACAGCAGCAGCAGCAGCAGCAGCAGCAGCACGAAUGAGGUAGAAGUUGAAGUUGUACAAGGAACAGCAGCAGCAGAAGCAGCAGCAGCAGAAGCAGCAGCAGCAGCAGCAGCAGCAGCAGAAGCAGCAGCAGAAGAUGUCUCAGGAGAGACAAGCGAGUCUGAUAGUUCUUCUUCUUCCUGCGAUGAGUGGUGGGGUGUUGGGGGCCUGCAGCGGCCAGCAGAUGACGGCAGCAGCAGCAGCAUGCAGGAGAGGGCGCGCGUGAGCCGGCUGCAGCGGCGGCUGCUGCUGCUGGCUCCGCUGCAGAAGCAAAUAAGAGAAGAGGUGCUGCUGCAGCGGAUGACUGAGGGCCCCGGCCAGCUGCCCCCGCUGCAGCACCUGCCUGUGCGGCUAGCGAGGAAGCAUAGGGCUCUACGGUUGCUGCGUGAGAGAGGAGAUAGAUUGACAGCAGCACGACAGCAGCAGCAGCAGCAGCGGCAGCAGAUGCUGCAGCAACUGCUUGAUAGCCACAGACGAACAUUCCUGCAGCAGCAUCGAGAUGCAUUGAGACAGCUCAGAAGAGUUGCUGCUGCUGUUAAGAGAAAAAAAACUGCAGCAGCAGACGGAACAGAGGGGGCAGCUAGCUGCGGCCACCCGCUGCACCCCACGGACUGCGGCUGUCCUGGUGCUGCUGCUGUUGCAGCACAAAUGAGAAAAGAGAGGCUCGAUGCAUUGAGGAAGCACGACGAAGCGGGAUACCUGAAGCUGCUGCAGGAGACAAAGAACGAGCGGCUGCUGCAGCUGGUGCGGCAGACGGAGAGAUAUAUGCAGCAGAUCGGCAGCCUUGUGGUGGAGCAACGCGAAAGAGAAGGAAUCAUUGUACCCGCUACAGAGGAGGAGGCAGACGGUGCAGCAGAAGAGGCUUCUGGUUCUCUUUCUUCUUCAUUUUUGUUUUCUAAGGAAAGAUAUUACCGCAUCACCCACAGCCAACGGCUCCCUAUACACCCCGCUCCUUUUGUUUAG
Molecule: messenger RNA, 2523 nt
Organism: Eimeria mitis
Lineage: Eukaryota; Apicomplexa; Conoidasida; Eucoccidiorida; Eimeriidae
Product: transcription regulatory protein SNF2, putative
Exons: 4
Coding region: 1-2523 (840 amino acids)
Source: RefSeq, a predicted model, not a curated record